AAGUGUCCAGACUGGAAGGGGGUGAAAGUGUCCAGACUGGAAGGGGGGAAAGUGUCCGGACAGGAAAGGGGGGAAAGUGUCCGGACUGGAAGGGGGGGAAAGUGUCCAGACUGGAAGGGGGGGAAAGUGUCCAGACAGGAAAAGGGGGGAAAGUGUCCGGACUGGAAGGGGGGGAAAGUGUCCGGACUGGAAGGGGGGGGAAAAGUGUCCAGACUGGAAGGGGAUAAAGUGUCCGGACAGGAAGGGGGGGAAAGUGUCCGGACUAAAAGGGGGGGAAAGUGUCCGGACAGGAAAGGGGAUAAAGUGUCCGGACUGGAAGGGGAUAAAGUGUCCGGACUGGAAGGGGGUGAAAGUGUCCGGACAGGAAAGGGGAUAAAGUGUUCGGAC
Messenger RNA from Staurois parvus, 387 nucleotides. Lineage: Eukaryota; Metazoa; Chordata; Amphibia; Anura; Ranidae. The record is from the annotation of a GenBank genome assembly.